CGUAACCACGGCGUCGCCGUCGCGCGCUUUUGUGUGUUUGAGAAGAAGCCAACAUGUCUGCGCCGAUGGAGGUGGUUCUGAGUUCGGACUCCGCUUCUCAGUUGUGGAACGUGACGGUGUUCGACCUGCAGUCCGGUUCCAGCCUGUUGUCCUACCGGGGCGGUAACAGUUCGGCACGAACCCUGACGGUUUUGAGCGGAGAGUACCUUCUGUCGGCGCAGCUCGGAAAAAACUUCAUCAACGUCUGGGAGAUCCAGAGGAAGGAUCAGUUGCAGCAGAAAGUCGUGUGUCCAGGUGUGGUGACGUGUCUGACCGCCGCACCCAACGGCCUCUUCCUCCUGGCUGGCAUCGCAGAGGCCAUUUACUUAUGGGAGGUGUCCACGGGGAAGCUGCUGGCCGUCCUCACUCGUCACUAUCAGGACGUCACCUGUCUGAAGUUCACAGACGACAGCAAUCAUUUUGUUUCUGCAGGAAAAGACAACCUGGCCCUGGUCUGGAGCCUGAGCAGUGUGAUCCAGCUGGAUUUAAACCACAACCCUGAGCCUUGUCACAUUCUUUCACGCCACUCUCUGCCAAUCACAGACCUGCACUGUGGCCUGAUGGGAGCACAGGCCAGAAUCGCCACUGCGUCCUUGGACCAAACCGUCAAGCUCUGGGAGUUGUCCUCUGGUGAGAUGCUGCUGUCUGUCCUCUUUGAUGUUGAGAUCAUGUCUGUGACCCUUGACCCCUGUGAAUACUUCUUGUUCUGUGGUGGCAGCGAUGGCAACAUUUUCCAGGUGUCUCUCUGCAGCCAGACUUUGAGUCGAGAUAAAUCCUUCCAGUCUGAUAACGAAGGAAACCAGAUCUUCAAAGGACACAGGAACCACGUGACGUGUCUGUCUGUGUCGAUGGACGGGACUGUCCUCCUCUCAGGGUCCCACGAUGAGACUGUGCGGUUGUGGGACAUUAAGAGCAAACAGAGCAUCCGCUGCCUGACCCACAAAGGUCCAGUAACCAACGCGGUCAUUAUGUCAGCUCCGGCCAACAUGUUCCUGCCUGACAGCCGACCAGCCCUCCUCAUGCCGCGCUUCAGCCGCCACCUCCACAGUUCCGAGGGCGAAGGUGGUGAGUCUGGAGAUGUGAGCGUCCGCAUUGGACUCUUCACGCAGGAGAAGGAGGAGACGUACUUGCAGAAAGUUGACAGGCUGAACUCCCUGAUGAACGCGGUGACUGAUAAGUCUGUGUUCGGUGAUGGAGAAAACACCAAGGUUCGAGUCGCGGAACUUGAAGAAGAGGUUCAAACCUUGAAGAAGAUCAACAAAGACCUAUACGACUUCUCAAGCCAGCUGCUCCUCAAACCCACAUAGACGCGCAAACCCACAACACGGACAUACAAACCCAGAACAUGGGCGCGCAAACCCACAACACGGACGCGCAAACCCAGAACACGAACACAAACGCGCAAACCCAGUCAUACCCAGAACACGGACGCGCAAACCCGGUCACACCCUGAACACAGACAUACAAACCCAGAACACGGACACGCAAACCCGGUCACACCCAGAACACGGACGCGCAAACCCAGAACACGGACGCGCAGACCCAGUCACACCCAGAACACGGACGAGCAAAGCCAGAACACGGACGCGCAGACUCGGUCACACCCAGAACACGGACGCGCAAAGCCAGAACACGGACGCGCAGACUCAGUCACACCCAGAACACGGACGCGCAAAGCCAGAACACAGAUGCGCAAACCUAGUCACACUCAGAACACGGACGCCCAAACCCAGCACACAGACAAGCAAACCCUGAACACUGGCACGCAAACCCAGUCACACCCAGAACACGGACGUGCAAACCCGGUCAGACGCGCAAACCCAGAACACGGACACGCAAACCUAGAGCACAGAUGCGCAAACCCAGUCACACCUAGAUCACGGACAUGCAAAUCCAGAACAUGGAUGCGCAAACCCAGUCACACCCAGAACACGGACGCGCAAACGCAGAAAACACAAACCCAGAACACAGACGCACAAACCCUGAACACGGACGCGCAAACCCAGUCACACCCAGAACACAAACGCACAAACCCAGAACACAGAUGCGCAAACCCUGAACACGGACGUGCAAACCCAGUCACACCCAGCACACAGACAAGUAAACCCUGAACACUGGCGUGCAAACACAGUCACACCCAGAACACGGAUGCGCAAACCCAGAACACGGACGUGCAAACCCAGUCACACCCAGCACACAGACAAGUAAACCCUGAACACGGACGCGCAAACCCAGUCACACUCAAAAACACGGAUGCGCAAACCCAGAACACAGAUGCGCAAACCCAGUCACACCCAGAACACGGACGCGCAAACGCAGAAAACACAAACCCAGAACACAGAUGCACAAACCCUGAACACAGACACGCAAACCCAGUCACACCCAGAACACAAACGCACAAACCCAGAACACAUACGCGCAAACCCA
Molecule: messenger RNA, 2466 nt
Organism: Thalassophryne amazonica
Lineage: Eukaryota; Metazoa; Chordata; Actinopteri; Batrachoidiformes; Batrachoididae
Gene: wdr18
Product: WD repeat domain 18
Exons: 10
Coding region: 54-1346 (430 amino acids)
Biological process (GO): DNA-templated DNA replication; rRNA processing
Cellular component (GO): nuclear pre-replicative complex
Molecular function (GO): protein binding
Source: RefSeq, a predicted model, not a curated record